Messenger RNA from Prorocentrum cordatum, 6666 nucleotides. The record is from the annotation of a GenBank genome assembly. NCBI's taxonomy places the organism in Eukaryota, Dinophyceae, Prorocentrales, Prorocentraceae.
GCGCCGCCCGCCGCCGAGCUCGGCGGCGCCCUCGCCGUCUGUCACUUGCGGCUGCUGCUCGUGCGGGAGACAGCGGCUCCCUGCCCGUCCUGCCCCCCGUUGCCGGGCUGCCCUUCGCCAGAGCCGGCGAAGUGCCCCGAGCCGCCCGCCUGCCUGGACCUCGGCGUCGUGGUUCAGGGCCCCGCUGACGGCGAACGAGGUGCUGGCGAGGGCCGAGACGAGGCGCUGAAGUACCGGGCCAGGCGUCGGCUGCCGGAGCGCCUUGGCGGGCGGCUGGGCGAGGAGCCGACCGCCUUCCUGGACUGGCGCGGGCGCGAGCUGGUCGACGAGGACAGCGUGCUGAGUCGGGUGCGACGGCAGCUGACCAACCAGGGGGCGAGCUCCGAGCUGCGGCUGGCCGAGGCGAGCGGCGACGAGCUCGCCACGCGGCCCGCGCUGGGAUGCGCGGCAGACGGCGGCGCCAGGGGGGUUGGCGGCGAGGCAGGCGCUCUGGCGCCUGCAUCGCCGGCUGCGGCCCCUGACGGCCGCGGCGGGCCCGCGCUCGAGGACGGCGUCUACGCGGUGGCGGAGGUGCGGGCCCCCAACGGCAUGCAGCUUGGCGACCCCGUCGUCGGUGGGCAGGCCGAGAGCCUGGGCGGCUGCCGGGCCGCGGUGCUGCUCGACGACGGCGCCCGCGUGCUGCGCGAGAGAGUGGCGACGGACGAUGUGGAGGAGCGGCGCCGGGCGGCGCAUGAGGCAGCGGGCAGGUCCGGCGCUCUGCAGCAGGCCGUGCGCGGCACCGCGGGCCAGGUGGAUGACCUGCGGGCAGGGUUCGCCGCGGCCGACGCCGGGGUCGACAAGAUCGGAGGCACGGCGACGCCCGUGCCGGAGGCAGAGGUCGAGGGCGACGCGCGGACCCCGUGCGUCGAGUGGACGUCCGAGGGGGUCCGGUUCAAGACGCGGCGGAAGGCCGUGGAGGAAAGCACGCAGCUCACCACGGAGCAGCGUGAGCUCCGCGGCGCGUGCACUUGCUUCCAUCUGUGCCGCCGUUUUCUCCAGCACACGGGGGGCCCGAAGAUGUGGUUGCUGUCUUUCUGCAGGGAGCACGGGAUCUCGUCGCAGCAUCGGUCCUACCACGAGCUGACCACGCUGGUGCAGGCGCUAUGGCUGGACGAGACCUACGACGGUCUGAACCUGGGAGGCGCCGCUGGAGUCUGUGGCCAGAGCGCGCGCUACCUGGCGGGGGUCGUGGACCCGUUCGACGUCGCGAGCCCCGAGCUCAGGUCGUUCGCGAACAGGGCAGCCAGGGGCGAGGGGAAGCACUGCUACGCGGACAACCUGGGCGCGCUGGCGGACGACGAGGACUACGCGCGGCAGGGGCUGACGGCGGUGACCGAGACCUUCGGGGACCAGGGGCUGACGGUCCACGAGACGGAGCUUGCCUGCCAGCGCGGCGUUGCGCUCGGCGUGGAGGUGGGCGGGCAGUUGGGCCGCACUCGGCCCACUGUCAAGAGGUUCUGGCGCGUGAGGCACUCCAUCCAGGAGCUGGUGCACCGCGGGGCCUGCUCCAGGCAGGAGCUCGAGGUCCUAGUGGGGCACAUGACGUUCGUGGCCCUGAUUCGGCGGGAGCUGCCGUCCAUCCUGCACGCGACCUACAGGUUCGCGAAGAAGCAGCAUUUCACCAGGGCGCCGCUGUGGGAGAGCGCGAGGCAGGAGCUCCUCGCGUUCAGCGGCGCGAUGGUGUUCUUGGAGGCGAAGUGGGACGACGAGUGGCUGCCGGGCGUCUACCAGACCGACGAGUCGCCGCGGGGGUUCGGCGUGGCCUACUCGCGGCGGCAGAAGGCGGCAGUCGCCGACGGUGGGCGGGCGCCCGAGCGGGCGCGGUUCCGCCCGGGCGCCGAGGCGGCGAGGAGCCACGCCUUUGCUGCCGCCGGGCUCGAGGAGCAGGAGGACGGGAUGGCGCGGGCGACGACCGAGGUACCAGGAGGGGCCAUCCACCUGGAGGCCCGCAGCCAGCGCGGGCACGAUGCGCGGGCCCUGUUCGUGGGAGACAACCUGGCGCUGACCCUGGCGCUGGGCGGGCCCCGAUCCAGGGACUUCAAGCUGCUGACCCUCGUUAGGUGCAAGAUCGGGGAGUCUCUGGGCGAGUAUCUCGACAAGGAGAGCGAGCAGAUGAUGAACAACGAGGGCGAGAGACUCGAGUGGAGCGAGAGCAAGAAGCAGCAGCUGGAGGCGCCGGCGCUGGAGCCGACCGUCUCGCUGGAGAUCGUGGGCAGGCAGGGCCCGCCGCCAGCAGGCGCCGCCUUGACCGUCGAGAACGGCGACAGCGACUCCGCCUCCGAGGAGGCGCCAGCUGGGGCGGACCGCUGGAGCGAGCUGCUGGCCCGACAGCGAGCGCUGCGGCGCGAGGCUCGGAUGGCCGAUGGGACCGUGACGAGGCUCCCUGGGCAGAGCAACCUGGAGGCCGCCAGCGUGUCCGAGGCCAGUCGAGUCCGAUAUCGAGACUGCGCGCGAGAGCUCCUGGCCGUCGCCGACCAAGAGAACAUGGCGUUAUGCGAGGACGACGAGGUGGGCGAGUGUCUCGUGUCGUGGAUGAACAUGCGGUACCAGCUCGGGGACAGGGCGCGGCGGGGCGAGCACAUGGCGGCCGCCCUGAUGCACGCCGCCCCGAGCUUCGCGAGAGGAGGGGGCCGGCACCUGCCGCGGACCCUCCAGUGCCUGAAGGGAUGGAGGAACCUGUGCCCGAAGCACAGCCGCCGGCCGCUCCCGUGGGCCGUUUGGGCCGCCCUGGCGCUGGAGCUGCUGGGGAGCGGGCAGGGGCGGGCCGGCUUCAGGGUGCUGCUGAUGGUAGACGCAUACCUGAGGCCGUCGGAGCUGCUGAGUCUCCGACGCGGGUCCCUGGCGCCGCCGGCACACGGAGGGCUCCGAGAGUGGAGCCUGCACCUAUUCCCCCAGGAGGAGGCCAAGCGCAGCAAGGUCGGGGGCGCCGACGACACCGUGGUGAUGAACUCCGAGCGGAUGCGGGGGGCCGACCAAGUCUGGCGUACUUGGCCUCAGGUGGUGCCGUACCAGGCUCGGCACAGCGGCAUCAGCCUCGACAGGGCGUUCCACCUGAGGAAGCUGAAUCCAGACGUGCAGGCACACGCCCUCGUCUGCGAGGAGUGCCUGGUCGACGUGUACAUGCGCGCCUGGCUCAGCCAUUGGGUGGCGCCGCAGCCUCUGCACUGCCACUGCACGGGCUCGGCUGCGGAGCCUGGCCUCAUCGAGCUGCUGCAGUCGCAGCUCAACCGGUGCGGGCCCUCGGACCUCGCGCCCGUCUGCGCGCCCUGCCCCGUCUGUCCAGCGCCGGGUUGGGGGAGGGGCGACGUGCUGCUCGCCGGCCUGGUGGGGUUGAUCGUCGGCGCGGUGUUUACCACUUGCUGGGCAGGCGUGGGCCUGCCGGUGCGUCGGCUGGCUGCUCCGACCUGGACGGCGCACGGCAAGGGCAUCAUCGAGACGCCCAGGCCCAUCGUCACGCAGAUUGCGGACUCGGCUCCUCCAGGGCCUCUGAAGGGCAAGGGCAAGCUCGGGGUGAUCGUGCAGCGCAUCAUCCUGUGCUGGGUGUCUGCGAGCGAGUAUGCGGUGGUCUCUCCAGACCUGGAGAUUUUCAUUGAACAGAUCGACGCAGCCAAUGUCGAUUUGCAAGGGCUACGGCUGGGCAGUACCGACGGGCGGCUUCCUUUCGGUAUGGCUGGCAUGCAGGUCUAUUGGUUCCAGGUGCGCCCAGCCGGCGUGGACUUGACGCAGCUCCUGGCCGAGGGCGAGCGCCACGCGCAGGUCGAGAGGGCCUCGCGAGGGCUGGCCGCGCCGCCUGGAGCCAUUGCCCGCGCUGGCCCGGGGCCUGCUGGGGCGUGGGUGCUGGACGAGACCGUGGACACCUUCGUGCUGGGGCAGGAGGUGCCGCUGCCGCCGACAGCGCUGGACGUCGGGGGCCGUGCCUUCGUGACCGUGAGCGGCGAGAUCGUGUCUCUCACAAAGGUCGCGCCUGGCACGGACCUCACCGCCUGGGGCCUGGGCCGCCAGCAGUCGCUGCUGAGGGGCGACCCGCGCCUGCUGCCGCGGCCGUGCACCCCGACGCCCGUGGCCUUCACCGCCGACGCGUCCCUGGUCGUGCGCGACCUCAGCGCGCCCUUGCGCACCAAGAGCCCCGGGGCGUUACAGGACUCGGUGAACGAGAUGUACUUGCGCCCCCUCGGCGGCUUCACCGCAGCCCAUGACAGGUGGCUGAUGGAGUCGAAGGUGCCCGCUGGAUCGCGAUCUGGACAUGAGCAUCGUGUCCUGUGUCGCGCCCUCACCUUUGCGAUGGAGUCGGACGGGCUCAACAUCGCGGACCUGUCCUGCUGCGAGUUCCUGAACCGCCGCCGGAUGCUGCUCGAGACCGCUCAUCGCGAUGACCCCGAGCGGCCAGCGUUCGAGGGCUCGCACAUCUACAUGGGCGAGGACGAAGAGGGCACGGGCGCGUCGGCGACGCCCGCCCUUCGGGCACACGUCGCAUCCGAGACGUCGAGGGAGUGUGCGAUCGAGAAGGAGAAGAGGAAGGCGCGCGAGGCCAAGGCAGAGGCGAAGUCGGCGGCGGCCCGGAAGAAGGGCCCGCCGCCGCUUCUGGGACCUCGUAUCGACUAUGGGGGCGAUGGCAGCGCAGUGCAACCUUAUGACGCCGAGCGGCUAUCUCUCCCACCCUCCGGGCGGGACCCGGUGGACAUCGCGAAGGUUUUGGACGUAGAUGUUCGGAAGGUGCUCACCAACUUCGACAACCUCAUCCUCGCGAGCCCGGACGUCGUUUCCGAGCGUAGGGAGCGUGCACCUUCGCGCCCCUACUUCGACGUCACCUUACAGGCUGACAAGAAGGCCUAUGUGGAUUUUCUCUGGCGCCUGAUGGAUCGACGCCUACUUGGAGUGGCGUCGGAGACGCUUAGUCUCGUGACCCCCUUCUUCGUGGCCAAGAAGAACGGGAAACAGAGGCUCGUGCUGGACUGCCGGCUCGCUAACACCCUCUUCGCCCAUGCCCCCACCGUCGAGAUCGGGAGCUCCGAGGCGAUGAAUGCUAUCGAGUUGGAGCCCGGCCAGGAGCUGCACGCCGCCUCGGCCGACAUCGAGGCCUGCUUCUACCAGUGCGGCGGCAUCGGGAUGCUGAGCAACUACUUCUGCCUGCCCUCGGUGUCCGUCGACGUGGCCCUCGAGCUCGGCCUGACCGCGGACGUCCGCGGCCAGUAUUUCGCCGGGCGCGAGAGGGUUCACCCCUGCCUUGUUGUCCUUCCCAUGGGAUGGAGCUGGAGUUUCUGGCUGGCGCAGCGCGUCCACUUGGAGAUGCUGCGCCGUGCAGCGGUCCCAGACGACAGGAUCGCCCUCGGGGCCUGGCCGCUGCCGUCUAUGACUUCAGGUCCCGCGGAGUUGCCCUACUCGGACAACAUCAACGCGCUGGGUGUGGAGGCUGACGAAGUCACCGAGCUAAGAGACCGUGUCGCGGCCCGCUUCUCCGACGAGGGCCUCAGCAUGCACGAGAUCUCAGAUACCUGCGCACAACCAACUAUCCUGGGCGCCGACGUGGGGGGCCACCCGCCCGUAACCAGGCGCGCCGGGCACAAGCUGUGGGUGCUCCGAGCGGCGCACGCCCCGGUGCCGCCGCCCCAGCUGCACGCCCGGCUGGCCAAGGCCCUGGAGCCCAACCGGAGCAGCCCCGCCUCGGCCAUGGCGCUCUCCAGGUGCGAGCUGGCCGCGGCGGCCGACGCGACGCGCGUCGGCUACAGGGCGUACUCCGAUGCUUUUCAGGUGUUCCUCGCCGAGAAGGGGGGAGUGCCUUCGACCAUCGAAGACAUGGAGGUACGGGUGCUGCAGUUCCUCAACCUCAUGCUGGAGGCGGAUUGCACCCGGGCCGACGCGACCAUCCUGGUCGCAGCUGUCAAGGACGCCUACCCGUGGUGCAUAGGCUCUCAGUCGAUGCCGCGCGUGAACAGAGGGCUGCGAGGCUACGCCAAGCGCAGGCCCCCUGCCUCCCGGGCCCCCGUCCCUCGGGAACUUCUCGGAGCUGCCGUGUCCGAGAUGCUGGCGCGGGCGCAGUGGGACUGCGCGCUCCAGGUGGCGUCGACCUUCUCCACCUACAUCCGCCCGGGAGCCCUUCGGAAACUACAAGUACGGCAGCUGUUGGCCCCCAUCGAGGGCCUCUGGGCAGUUGCAAUGAACGCAGGCGCCCCGGGCGAUCCGAGGGGCCCCCACCGAGAGCUCACCAAGACGGGCACCUCGGACGAGACCGUGAUCCUCGACCACCCGGCCUGGUUCGGCGAGCGCCUGGCGGCCCAUGUUCGCGGGAAGGCGCCAACCGACCUGAUCUCCCCCACCCCAGGCGCGUUCGUGGCGGCCCAGUUCGGAGUCGCAGCCAAGAAGUGCGGCCCCCCCCGGGUCUGUCUCUACCAGCUGCGCCACGGCGGAGCGUCGGGCGACAUCCUGUCGGGCAGGCGGGAUCGCAAGACUGUGAAGGCUCGGGGGCACUGGAGGACGGACUCGCCCCUGAACAGGCACGGGAAGCCCGGUGCAGCACACCAACUCCUCAACGCCAUGACCCCGGCCUCCAAGGACUUCGGCAGGCAGAUGUUCGAGCUGAUGGGGUCGCUCUUCCAACGGACCGUCGUCGCAGAGGCGACCCCCAAGUGA